Messenger RNA from Bombus pascuorum, 8557 nucleotides. RefSeq lists its product as uncharacterized. Gene Ontology annotation, cellular component: nucleus. The record is from RefSeq and is a predicted model, not a curated record. The coding region runs from base 5390 to 6730 and encodes 446 amino acids. NCBI's taxonomy places the organism in Eukaryota, Metazoa, Arthropoda, Insecta, Hymenoptera, Apidae. Gene Ontology annotation, biological process: regulation of DNA-templated transcription. The transcript has 2 exons.
UAACUAUCAGAUAAUCUAUAGAUAUCUGUAAAUCGAUCUUCGAUAUUUUAGAAUAUUUUCGUUCUAUUAAUCUUGUCUUUAACUACAUCCCAAACGAUCCUUUUUCUCGUAGGAAUAUCCUCGAAAGCUACAAAAUCUUCGUUCAUUUAAAAAUUCGACUUUCACUCUCCGUUCUACAGCCAACGUUACCGAUAUCGUCUCAGUUGCUGGUUUAGGAAGCGGAUUCUCUUCGGAGGGAAGACUCGAGGGUCUGCGGCAGGGUAGCGCAGGGUCUACGCAUCGUCCAUCAUUCGCUGAAACGACGAAACGCUCGGUAGGUUCGCGUUUUCAGAGAGCAGAGCAGAUCUGCAUAGCGAGUCGGCAUCUCGGGACGAGCGAGCUAAGUGCGGGAUUAUGCAAAGCAGCGGCCAUACAGUAUAAAAAUACGGAGCGACUCCGCGCCAUCUUUUCCGGACCAUUCUAAUAACUCCCUUCUAUCCAGCUUCCUCCAGGCCUCUAGCUACCUUCCUCGACCUCCAACCCUCCUCGUUCCCUGGCGCUGUUCGGCCUGCGUCGACGACCAUGGGGGAAUCACGAACCCGUGCACGCGGAACGGUCACCCCUCUUCCAAGAUUUCGGCAAAUAUAAUCGUAAAGUCGUCGACAAGACCGUCGCGACGCCUGUGCAUUGCAUCUACGCGAUCUUUGGCGUUCUGUAAGGCAUUCUUUGUUGCUUCGCGGCUCUCCUUUCUCGCGCGUCUAUUUUUCUUAAUAGAAGUAUACAAAAUGAAGAUCGUUCCUCGAGAUACGUUGGAUUACGCGGAACUGUUUCCACACGAUUAUUCAUUGUGAUUAAAUCGGCGUUAAGGGGUGCGCUCUUAAGAGCGCAUCGCGUUCGCGCGUCGAUGCCAGUCACGCCGAUGAUUAAUGACCCAUGAAUAUUUACGCGUACCAUUAAUUUGUAUCGUUUGAUUGGUUGCUUCCUGCACACGCCAGACCAUAAUUCGUAUACAUCGGAUCGUCGGGAUUUACAAGCUCUCGAUAUCCUUCGAUUUUAAAUCACCGUUAUCAGGAACCCUCUAUAUAGAAUUUCUACAUCUGAUCGGGUCGAUCCUGAAAUCCGAGGGUCGCGUACGUUUCGUGGCGCCUCGCCACUUAAAUUCUGAAACUUCUCGCCUAGGCGACUCACGUUUUCCGCGAGCGAGGCGCGAGAUAGCGGCGUCCGAUAACGCCCGGUUGGAAGUCGCAUUAAUUUCUCUCGGUCGACUCCCCCUCUGUGUGCCAGUGGUAGAAACGCGACAGGGGGAUGGUACGGUUCUAUCGAGGGUUGUGGGGGCUUGGCGUGUAGGUAACGGCACGCAGAAACGCUUCCUCGCCGGGCGUUUAGGUAAGGUAUUCACGUAACACAUAAGCAACCGCCACGCGCAGCCCACCGUGUGCACAGAGAUAAGAGGCGAAGGUGGCAUCUUAGGUGGCACUUCGAAUAGAAUUAAAUUCCCCGAGCAACUGCGGAGCAAGUCGAUAUCGUCUCCGGAUGAUAUCAACAAAAGCGGCAGAGAAGGAGGGAGGACAAACUUCUCUCCGCCAUCCUGUAAACGCGCAAAGUGAAUUCGAAUUUUGUCGGAGACGUUCGGUUGGUGCGGUAGAUUUCGAAGCUACGGAUCAAUGUCGUUGCAGUUUUGGUGUUAGCCAAAAGAUGCUGCGGGUGGGCUUUGAUCGAUGUUUAUUUGGAACCCCGUAUUGCGGAGCCGAGUGAUCACAGUUUGAAACAACGCUACGGUUGAAUGUGAAGAUUCGACUUGGAAGUUUGAUUGGAUAUAACUUUGUAACUUCCGCAAACGUUAUCACAAAGUUCCUAGGAAAAUAAUAUUUGGAUAUAAAAAUAAUUGGCAAUUACGUCAAGCGAUAAAGCGAGAUUGCGAAGAGUCUGGAUAAUAAGCUGGCUCGUCAUGAAGCUGUGCCACUUUUUGGAGGGUGAUUCCAGGAAUUAAGACAGUCAGAAACAUUUGAUGGCUCACUUGGUAUGCAUGGUUCCGCUUAUAAGUCAAGAAAUUGCUCAAGCGGCCGUAAAAUCUAAAUCUCUGGUACUCGUCGUCAGGGCUGCGUACCUCUUCCCCUUUCGCGGAUGACGUACACCGCGGCCAGCUAUUUUCGAGAAUCCUCUGAUCCUCAUCACACAUUCAAUUUAUCAAGGACUCAAGAUGUACUGCCCUGUUUUUUUGAGCUGCACAAAUCGUUUGUUCAUUUCUUUAUUUUUAUUGCCAGAAGACAUGCAGAAAUUGGACUUUUCAAUUGGACUGGAUACCGCGGUUUUGUAAUAUUUUUCCAACUUUCGCAAAUCCUUCGAUCGACUAAUCUUUAUUCGAUCGACUUAAGUCACGUUUCAUUCGUGGUAUAUGGGACGCAAUUCCGCAGAUUAUAGGUCACGAUUUUAGCAAGCUUCUGAAGAGGUAUGAUUGGCCUAGGGACGUAUCUCGAUGGGAUAUUUCCUUGAAACGCGGCGAGCUUGUAUGCGACCAAUGUGGAUGCCGGCUUUUAAUGGAAAAUCGACUGCGCCCGGGGAAGCCCGCUGGAAGAGAAUCACGAUGAUUCCGUGAAAUAUGGAGGCAGGAGCGAGCAGGUUUUCGACGGAGCCGGUAAAGCUGCACAGAGUGCUGGGGCUGCGUUAAUGGGUGAUUGAUAAACGACCUUCUCUCAUCAACUGCAUCGGCUGCAUAUUUAUCACCGGACAGACUCAGCAGUCCUCGUGUUAGCGUCAGCCAACUGGAAAGUAUCGCAAGAUAUUGCUCGGAAGCGCGUCGAGUCGUUUCUCUUAAAAAGGAAUGAAUAAAUUAAACACCCAUUGGAUUUCGGACAUAUAUAGACUAGACGAUGUAGUUGAAAAUUAAUUCGAGUAAUCUUCUAGAAAUUUUCGCAUAAUUCAAUACACCAAUGGGGGCCAUACGAGCGAGUAGAAAGCUUUCUGCAAGGUGUCCCUUUGGUGAAGCAACGUUAGUGUUAACAUUCACUGUUACGAUUCAGCGUUAACAGCUCACGCGUGUCAGUCACGUGCCGGUCGACCAGCGACCCUCUGCUCGUUUAACUCGGACGAAUUGGGCGUCGCGAAGUUGCCCUUUCUGUCCGAUUUGGAGGAUAACGAGGACAGAUGCCUGCGAAAUUACACCUAGAUGAUUCUCACGAAUCCGAGCCUUCGCCCCUAUCGAGAAAACAAUAAGUUUUUCUUUUUAUGGUUCGUUCUUAAAAAAAAAAAAAAAAAGAAAAAGCAAUGGAGAAAAGGUAGCAAGGAAGUCGUUGGGACGUAGUCAGCGGAGAAGCAUAAAGUGGUAUUAGGGAUUGGUAUAUCGCCAUCAGAAGCGCGCAGGGACAGGAUGCCACGAUCGGCAAUAAAUAUGGUUCAUAAGCCAGGAAUGGCUGGCGAAAGAUAUAGAAACGUUCCUAGACGUCCCGCAGCGAGUCGCGUGUCACACAUAACGUCGACGAAACGGCUCUGUCGACUUUACGACCACGAAUUAGGAUUAAACCCGGCUUGGACCGUUCGCCAUCAUCUGCUUCGUUGAUAGUCGAACGUUUCAAUUUAUUCGAGAGCUUCGAGAAAGCUCUCUUUUCCUCUUGCUCGUGUGAAACAACACCGGGAGAAAUGUUUAUAACGGUGGUUCGUCGUAUAAUAAUUAUUAAUCUGGUUGUAGUAAAUAAUUUCGAAACAGGGAAGCUGGGAAAAACUUAGAUACAGGUCGUUUCGUCUUCCGUGAUCCGCGAAUCUCCGCUGGGUCGGCCAGUCCAAUCGAAAGGUCAUUACAACUUUUUGCCGACUCAAUCAAGAAGUUAAUGUCCUUUAACCUCUAGGCGUUCCCCGCAGAGUUCGCAGAAUCCUGGGAAUCGUGAGCGUAAGAACUCGACGGCUCUCACAUGCCGGGCAAAAUAGAUCACCAGUUUUAUGAUUGAUCGCCUAUUGGCUUCGCGAGCUAGCCAGCCUUUUUACUUCCUUUUUUUUCGCGAUAGCGGGUAUUAUUGCUCAAGCAUAGAACUCCAAUCUCACUCUGCUUCCUUUACUUGUAUCGUUCCGUUUUACUAUUUUUAUGCUUUAACAUCUCAUGAAAAAAUAUUGCAAAUAUUAACAAGCUUUGCCGAAUAAUUUUAAGUGAAAUUUGGUCAGGAUGAAGGUGUUGGUAAAACAGUGGCGUUGAAAGAAUGAUAAAAAAUUGUGAUUAUCGGGUAGAAAUGCUUUCGUAAGAGCCGCAUAUCACCUGGAGGGAUCGUGGUAUUUAUCGAACUGCCGAGAAAUGGGAGGAAUUCGUCAAGAAGAUAAUCCGUAAAAUGAUGAUCUCUGGUGGCUCUGCUGGUACCUUCUGUCCGGUACGGUCAAUUUAAUGCACCUCGUUUCUCUUCGGUAACGAGGUGUUCAUAAGAUGACCAACUAUUAAACUACGAAUAGUUUUGAACUUCAAAAAUAAAGAAUUAAAAUCGAAAUGAUUCUUCAACGUCGUUGAAUCUAUAUGCAACCUUAUAAACGUUAAAGACGAAAAGAAAGAUCGGAGAAAAGAUUUCUCUCGAAUAGAAAAUGCUGGAGGGAAUGCUCGAAAAGUCGGGGCGAAUGAUCAUUGGCGGGAUAAUCGGGCACGGUGGAGGUCCAUCAGCGGAUUCGACGAGUCUGCCGAACGUCCAAUAUCCAGGAGAUCGACCAUAAAAAAAGGAGUCGAGGCUGGCGCGGGCGUUAAAAAUAUUCAAGAUCGUUUGUCAGGCUGAAUUACAGCCCCGCUCGGGCACGCCAUCACCCCCAUUCCCUUUAGAUCUCGGGCUAACGGGGUAACGGGAUCCUGCGGAACGCGUUGCGCAACGUGGAGAGAGGGCAGAAGAGGAAAGAGUCGACGAGGACGGCUACGACGACGACGACGACGAUCCCGGGCACAUGUGUCGAACCUGAAAUAUGUAGGCGUGGUCUGGAUGGGACUAGCAGACGCGUCCCGACGACCGAAUAUGUUCACCCCGUUCGUACGCUCCACCCCCGUCUAACCCUGGGAACGUUGCCAUUGGCCGGUGCCACCCUCGUUGCGCCUCCACCUGCCACGCCGUGCUACCCUCCGCGGGAUUCUACCCCUAAAUACGGGGGAUGCGCGGCCGGUUCCCUCAUUUUAACGUGGUCCGCCGAUGCACGUUGUACCCUCGUACUCGUUCUCUGUGUUUCUUCUUCGGUGUUACUGCGAUCGGAUCGCUCAUCUGUGCCGGUGUUACCACCGACGCUUGUGAUUAACCUCAUGUUUGUUAUCCGAUGGAAGAAAACUGUGUGAACUGAUGUCUUAGACCAAGGAGGAUUGACACCCUAAGGGGGUGAGCAGCGUGGCUGAUACACGGAUUGCCGGAGGAAGAAUUCCCUGUUGGACGCGUGGUCCGGUCGAUCAUCCGGAGCGAGCAGGAUGACAAUGGAAGAUCGUACGAGUGGCAUCGACCGUGCCGCCCCCGCGACGUCUACGACGGCCACGUCGGGGUUGACGUCGUCCAGUCCUCCGUCUAUCAGCGAUGUCACGUCCGACGCUUCGUAUCCUCUUCAGCGUGCUAGCAAGCGUUCCUUCGAUGUGGCGUUCCUCGUCGCGCCUGACGAGAACCUUGCUCGUCGGCAGAGCGAGAAAAUGAGGAUGGUGUCGAACAGGAAGGAUCGUAUUCGCGAAGAAAUAUCAACGGAGAACAUCUUGGACUCGGACAGACUGCCGCAGAAUCUCACGAUCAAGAACUACGACAAUGACACCGGUGGUUCCGAUAGGAGGAGGAUGAUGCAAUGCACGGAGAACUCUUUAAGUCCUCCGUAUAUAUCUCCGAGAACGCUGACUCCGACGUUACCAGGUUUGUCACCUGAUACCGAUACUCGGAGAUACGUCUCUGGCACCCGUCUACAGAAAUCACCCAGUCCACCUGCGUUUGCUACUCAUCAGUCGAUGUUAACCACUUGCCCCGAUGCGGUGGAGCCAACCCUGACUUGCAACAAGGUUUACGAUACAGUUAUACCCUGUCCCACCGACAGACAUGGAGAAUCUCGAAGCGCGUUUACGAAGGUGAAUCUGACAGCACAAAGGAACGGCUUCAACGACGAUGGACAGACUUCGCCAAGAUCCUCCAUAUCGCCAGACGAUCGUACCGGAUACCAGAGCAGCGUCAGUCCACCGGUGGUACCACUGACAGCUACUACUGGAUACAAAUACGCGCCGUUUCCUACGAAAAUGUCUUAUCCUUUCCUAGUCAGUCCCGAGAGCAGUCAACCUGGUCUACUGGAGAAUUUGAAGAUACCCCAGAUUGCCCAACCACCUAAAGUACCCAGUCCAAAGAUUCCCAGCUUCCGACCGGAUCUACCACCAGUUUAUCCGAAUUUGUCAUACAAUCCGAUCUCCGUGUUUCCACCGAUGGCAGAUGCGUUGACUAGACCGAGAUUUCUGGCGACGGCCGCUGGGGUGGCUGGUCUUCUGCCCUCGUCGUUCGCCGCUUUGACUCUGCCCGCGCAAAAUGUUUGCGCCAAGUGCAAUUUAUCUUUUCGGAUGACCUCCGACCUGGUGUACCACAUGAGAUCACAUCAUAAGAACGAAAACUCCGGUGAAGCUGCCAGAAGGCGAAGGGAGGAGAAACUAAGGUGCCCUGUUUGCGACGAGAGCUUUAGGGAAAGACACCAUCUGACUAGGCACAUGACCGCGCAUCAGGAUAAGGAGAGCGACGCGAUCGUGGAUCAGGUCGAAGUGAAGAGGCGAGCCACCACUGUUCACAGCAAGUGACGACGGAAAUCGUCGACAGAAGACACGAUACUGACCAGUGGCUAUUCGUUUGAAAAUUAAGAUGUUUCUUUUACGAAGGGGAGGAUAUGGAGUUUAAAUUUUAAGGACUUUGAAAACUUGGAAGGAGAAGUGAGAGAAUUUGUUUCAGAGGUGUUAUUUUUUAUUGUUAUUCUAUUAUAAGACUCGAUUAAUCUGUUUUCAAUCUGAUCAUUCAUCUAUGAGAAUUGAAAUUCGAUCGGACGAAGAUAAAUGCUCUUCCAGUUUUUUAAGAUAUCAUCUCCUAACAUACGUAGCUCGAUACACAGGAUCACUUAUUCUACCAUAAAUUUCUCGUUAACCAAAUAUUUACGAGAUUUUUGCACUUGUCCAUUUUAACUGAAGUACUUCACGAGAUUAUCGAUUACGACAUUUUACAUGGUAUACGUGUAUGAUAACGAAUUAAUCGCUAGAAGCUUUACCAAUUAACUUAAGAGAUCUUACCUUUGCGAGAUAAGGUGAUAUUCCCUCUUUAGUCAAUAUUAGGUAGGAGAAAUUUGUAAAUAUCGCGAUUAAUCGUCGAUUGACCGGACUUUAUCCUAGUUUUAAGGGUAUGAUAGAUCGCUCGAGUACUGCUUGAAUCCCAAUUAUUUUCUUUUACGCCAUCACAAUUUUCGCGAUUUAAAAUAUUGUCAAUAUUUUUUUCCAGCUGGAAAAACCGAACGUUUUGAUUCACGUCGGCUGGUAAGCAGGUGUGUCGAGGGGGUUGGAGUACAGGUGGGGCAGAGAGCGUGCUCUGGCGGGGACAGAACGCGACGUAAGCCGCGUUCAUUUGUGUGUCGGGGGUGGCGCGGCAAUAAAUAGAUCGUAAACCGUACCCCGGCUAACACACAAACCGGCGGAGCGCGCAUAAUGGUAGGAAACAAUGAAUGCCGUAAUCGGAAACAGUGCCGGUUUGUUAUCUGCCAUUUACACUCCAUUUAACUUCAAACAGUGAAUCGGCUGGCGCGCAUUCGCGUUUUAAAUACACGCGACCUCCGUAGCUAUCCCCGGCUCCACCCCCGCAGCGCCUCCCCCGCCCCUAUGAUCCCCUCCUGCUCGACGUACGGCUUAACAUAGGGUUAACCUGCCGCUCGGAGUGGCUUAAUAUUGCCCGGAAUUGCUUGACUUAUCGCCACUUCCAUUCCUGGCUUAAUGUUUGCUUAUUUCGUCGCUCUGCUGAAUCGUGAUUCGCUCACCUGUGUAUUUCUGUUAUGUUUCCCUCUUUGGUCCUUCCUAUCGAGCACAUUGAUAAUUAAGAAUUUAUCAAAAGCAUCGGGACAGAGGUGAAAUAAAAUAAGGAAACAGAUGGGAUUCGAGCCAAUACAAACGAAUAAAUCUUUUUAAGGAUAAGAAUGAUAAAAAGCUACAGUAUUCUGUACAGCAAUAAUUGCAGUAGUGUGUAUAUAUAUUCGAUCUCGAAGAUUUUUUUUCAAUUUUAAUGAAAAAAAAAUGAGGGUGUUCUAUCCUCGAUCGCUAAAGGAGACGUUAAUACUGUAAAAGCGAUUCAUGGAAUAGUCUCUGUGGAAGUUCGACGUUAUCAAAUAACGAUUCUAUAUCGGAUCCACGGAUUUUUUAGAAUAUUGCGGCCCAUACGACGUUGUUCUAGAUAUAUGUGCACGAUGUAAGUCCGAUGUAAAUGACUCUUCAUACAGGUGUAAAAUUAUCAUCGAUGUUCUGUUUUGUUUUAUAAGAAUUAUUUAUCACGACGUGUCACGUUGUAUCGGUUCAAUGUAAAUAUCACUCUGUACAUAAGCACUGUAUGUAUUCGGAAUCGUUGUUAAUGAAUAAAAAGAAUAUCCGUGAAGAGAA